This is a messenger RNA of Cylindrotheca closterium, 1602 nucleotides long. The record is from the annotation of a GenBank genome assembly. Lineage: Eukaryota; Bacillariophyta; Bacillariophyceae; Bacillariales; Bacillariaceae.
ACUCCCGGUUUGCCCCAGGACCAGAGUCCAUACCGCAGCGAGCUCAUUGGUCUGUUGGCCGGUAUAAUGGCGGUCGAUUGGCUCCUUGAGCAAUGGUUCCCAAACAUUUCGAUCGGCCCCAAGGUGCGGAUUGCUUGCGAUGGCCUCUCGGCUAUUGAGAUGGCUUUUGAAGAUCGUCCACUGUCUCCAACUGACGCCCAGUUUGACCUGGUAUCGUCCAUUUGGGAAGCGAUCCUUCGGUCCUUGGUGGAUUGGGCGCCCCAGCACGUGUAUGGACACCUCGACAAGUCCAAUCUCUUUGACGAACUUUCUUGGUGGGAGAAACGAAACCUUGAGGUGGAUGGAAUGGCGGUGGAGUAUCGUAAGGAACUUGAGACGGUCCCCGAUGAGAUCGAGGUUCACGGUGACGAAGCCACCUUAGCUGAUGCUCUGUUGGACGGUCGCCUGCGUGUGAUCAGCGAUGGAUCCUUCAAGAACGAGUUGGGGACCGCGGCAGUUCAAAUCCUGGUGAAGCAUGGAGGAUGCCAUCGAAUCAUCAUCCGGUGUCAGACUCCCGGUUUGCCCCAGGACCAGAGUCCAUACCGCAGCGAGCUCAUUGGUCUGUUGGCCGGUAUAAUGGCGGUCGAUUGGCUCCUUGAGCAAUGGUUCCCAAACAUUUCGAUCGGCCCCAAGGUGCGGAUUGCUUGCGAUGGCCUCUCGGCUAUUGAGAUGGCUUUUGAAGAUCGUCCACUGUCUCCAACUGACGCCCAGUUUGACCUGGUAUCGUCCAUUUGGGAAGCGAUCCUUCGGUCCUUGGUGGAUUGGGCGCCCCAGCACGUGUAUGGACACCUCGACAAGUCCAAUCUCUUUGACGAACUUUCUUGGUGGGAGAAACGAAACCUUGAGGUGGAUGGAAUGGCGGUGGAGUAUCGUAAGGAACUUGAGACGGUCCCCGAUGAGAUCGAGGUUCACGGUGACGAAGCCACCUUAGCUGAUGCUCUGUUGGACGGUCGCCUGCGUGUGAUCAGCGAUGGAUCCUUCAAGAACGAGUUGGGGACCGCGGCAGUUCAAAUCCUGGUGAAGCAUGGAGGAUGCCAUCGAAUCAUCAUCCGGUGUCAGACUCCCGGUUUGCCCCAGGACCAGAGUCCAUACCGCAGCGAGCUCAUUGGUCUGUUGGCCGGUAUAAUGGCGGUCGAUUGGCUCCUUGAGCAAUGGUUCCCAAACAUUUCGAUCGGCCCCAAGGUGCGGAUUGCUUGCGAUGGCCUCUCGGCUAUUGAGAUGGCUUUUGAAGAUCGUCCACUGUCUCCAACUGACGCCCAGUUUGACCUGGUAUCGUCCAUUUGGGAAGCGAUCCUUCGGUCCUUGGUGGAUUGGGCGCCCCAGCACGUGUAUGGACACCUCGACAAGUCCAAUCUCUUUGACGAACUUUCUUGGUGGGAGAAACGAAACCUUGAGGUGGAUGGAAUGGCGGUGGAGUAUCGUAAGGAACUUGAGACGGUCCCCGAUGAGAUCGAGGUUCACGGUGACGAAGCCACCUUAGCUGAUGCUCUGUUGGACGGUCGCCUGCGUGUGAUCAGCGAUGGAUCCUUCAAGAACGAGUUGGGGACCGCGGCAGUUCAAAUC